Dama dama (fallow deer) is the source of this 705-nucleotide messenger RNA. It is a transcript of the gene IZUMO3, whose product is annotated as IZUMO family member 3. The transcript has 6 exons. NCBI's taxonomy places the organism in Eukaryota, Metazoa, Chordata, Mammalia, Artiodactyla, Cervidae. The coding region runs from base 1 to 705 and encodes 234 amino acids. The record is from RefSeq and is a predicted model, not a curated record.
AUGGGAGACCUGCGGCUGCUCCUUCUCCUGCCCCUGUCCCUGGCAGCCUUCCAUGGGGUCAAAGGCUGUUUGGAAUGUGACCCCAAAUUCAUCGAGGAAGUUAAAUCCUUGCUUGGAAAGCUGGUACCCCCAGAAGUCCCUGGCCGAACUCAUCUGCUUGAACGGCAGAUGAAAGAGAUGAUCAGUUUAAGCUUCAAGGUCUCCCACAGGGACAAGAUGCUUCGGGUGUUGGCUGUUCAGAAGGUUGUCGAUUUGAGAACAUGGCUGAAGAAUGAACUUGAUAAACUGAGCAAGGAAACAUGGAAAGGUGUCUUUAUCCUUCAAGGCAGGCUUCUCGAUAUCCGCAAAAACGUGGACUCCAAACUGGAAAAACUAUUAAAGACAUUCUCUGAAAUUGUCGUGACUGAAGGUCCUAUCCUGGAUUGUUGGACGUGUCUUCGCAUCACCUCUCGAUGUUUCAAAGGAGAAUAUUGUGAAGAGGAUGAUCCAAAGAAGGCUGAGAAUCGAGAAAUUGGACUAUUUCUGAUAUUAUUAGCAGAAGUUGUAAUAUUGGGAGGUGUUUUGCUACUAUUCCAUUUUUGCAUCACUCACCGGAGGAAAAUGAAGGCAAUACGAAGGUCAUUAAAGAAAUACUUGGAGAAUAAACUUGAAGAAUUAAUGGGAAUAACGGACGAGAAGGAGAAAGAUUUCAGAGGCAGAGAAUAA